Molecule: messenger RNA, 3459 nt
Organism: Diatraea saccharalis (sugarcane borer)
Lineage: Eukaryota; Metazoa; Arthropoda; Insecta; Lepidoptera; Crambidae
Source: the annotation of a GenBank genome assembly
GACUGUCUUUAUGUCAAUUUUAAAAUAAUCCAAUGUUGUGUUUUAAUUUUUUUCUAUUUAUUUUAUUAUUAAACUGGCUAUGAAUUUUUAAAAUGUCAAAUAUUGUGAAUAGUCAAGGUGCUAAAGCUGGUUGUAUUUACAGGAUUGCACUAGAAAACUUUGUCACAUACAAGCAAGUCGAAUUGUAUCCUGGAACAUCCUUAAAUGUAAUAAUCGGACCUAAUGGCACUGGCAAAUCAACCUUUGUUUGUGCCAUAAUUUUGGGACUUUGUGGCAAAACCAGUGUUAUUGGUAGAGCAAAAAAGAUCUCAGACUAUGUCAGAAGUGGUUGCCAGUCAGCCACCAUCGAGAUUGAACUGUACCAACAGCCAGGACAAAGGAAUGUUAUUAUCACCAGGAAUUUUAACCUAAAAGAUGUGUCAACAUGGUCUAUUGAUCACAAGUCUGUUAGAGAAAAACAAGUGCUUGAACUAAUAACAUCAAUGAAUAUUCAAGUUGACAACCUCUGCCAACUUUUGCCACAAGAUCGGGUCCAGGACUUCUCUAAAAUGGACCCCCAACAACUAUUACGUAGCACAUUGUCAGCUGUGGGAGGGCAAGAGAGUGUAUUGCAGCUUGAACAAUUAAUAGAGUGUAGGAACCAACAAAGGGGGCUCUCAACCAAGUUGCAGAAUAAUGCCCAGUUAUUGCAAGAGCAAAUAAGAUUGAAUGAAAGGCUUAAAGUGUUAAUAGAUGCUAUGCAGCAAAGGAAACAAAUAGAAAAACAAAUUGAGAUCUGUGAAAAGAAAAAACUUUGGUUAGAGUACAAAGAACUGAAAGACAAAGUCACAGAGUACAUAAAUGAUAAGAAAGAGGCAGUGAAACUUGUGAAUUCUCAUAAAAGUAAAAUGGAACCAUUGGAAAGAGUUAUAGAAGGAGCAAAGAAAGGAAUAAGUAAAUUGGAACAGCAGAAGUUAAGCUCUACUAGGGAAAUUCACACACUGAAAGACCGUGUAAAGGAAACUACUCGAGCUGUGACAGAACAUGAGUACAAGAUAAAGGAAAUAGAGUCAUCCUAUCAGGAGAAACUCGAUCGAUACAAAAAUAGGGAACGAGAACUAAUAGAAGCUAAAGCUAAACUGGAGAAGUUGAUCACUGAUCGGACCAAGCUUGUGGAGAAAGUUGGUGAUGAGAAUCAAGUGAAGAUGGAAUUAGCUGAGUUACAUAAACCGAUAAUGAAAACUAAUGCUGCCUUAGAUAAUCUUAAAAAACAAAAACUGGAGGUUCAAUAUGACUUGGAAAAUAACAUUACACCCCAAAUAAGAUUAUAUGAAAACAGAAUCCGUCAACUAGAAGAUAUAGAUGUGAAACGAUUGGAAGUACUUCGGUCGUACAGUGAGGAUUGUUACAAAGCUGUAAUGUGGUUUAGAGAAAACAAGGAUAUGUUUCAAGAACCCGUAUAUGAGCCUAUGAUGCUUGAGAUAAACUUCACAGACCCUAAGUUCGCACGAUAUCUAGAGUCUACAAUAGCAGCCCGCGAUCUGGUCGCGUUCACGUUCGAAUCUAGUCGCGACAUGAACGUGUUUAUGCAGAAGGUGCGCGUAGAAACGGGACUUAAACGUGUCAACGCCAUCUGCAGUCCGCCGGGGAGAAACAAUCCGCCCCGGAACGAUAUACAACAACUCAGUUACCUCGGUUUCUACGCUUACUUGAUCGACACUAUAUCUGCUCCGGACGCUAUAGUUCGUUACUUGUGCAAACAGUACAACAUACACAGGAUACCUAUAGGGAACGAACACACGUAUAAUAACAGCGGGAAAGUGCCAGCUAACAUCACAUACUUCUUUACAGAGAAUCAUCGAUUCACUGUUCGCGUGUCCGCGUACAGUGGCGCCAAAUCGAGCACCGUGAUAGAAAUACGUUCGGCAAGACUGUUGGCCAACACUAUUGACGUCGACCAAGUUAAUAACUAUAAUCAACAACUUUCAAGAUUUGAGCAAACAGCACAAUCGCAUCGGACUAAAAUACAAGAAUUCGAUAACAAACUUUCGACUUUGGAAGUAAGCCUCAAUGAACUGAACACUAGGAGAAAAAGGAUCAACGAAGGUGUAGAAAAGGUCCGCACUAUAUGUGCCCAAAUACGUUUGCAAAAUAAAAAAGUGCAAGAUAUUGAGAACGAACCGAGCUUCAAUAUAGAGCAAGAAAGAGCCAGAUGCAGAAGGAAACAGAAAGACUGUGUGUUGAAGCAAUGCAAGCUACAUCAGGAACUCAGUGAUAUAGUAAAGAGUUUGCAAGGGAAGAUAUUGAACGGGGAAAUGUGGAAGGUUAAAUUAGACUUCAGUCGCAACGCAAUAGUACAACAAGAAUCUCAAUUGCGCGAAUUGAAAAAUGAACUUCACAGUGUACAAGCAACUUUGGAGAACAUAGAAAAUUAUUUGAAUAGAGCCAAAACGAAUGCUAAAGAGAAACUAACGGAAGCGAAACGUUGUUGCGACAACAAACUACCACAAGAGCCGGGUUUUCCUUAUAAAGAAGAUUUUGAUGUGUUGCCGUGUGACAUAAACGCAUUGCAAGAACAUUGCUAUGAGCUGCAGACUAGAAUAGACUGUAUGGAUAAAGGUGAUGAACAGGUUAUCAAAGAAUACGAGGAAAGGGAGAAAAUGAUAACUAAACUGAAAAGAGACGUCACCAGUUCCAGUGAUACUAAUAAACAAUUAGAAAACAAAAUGAAAGAACUCAGUACGAAAUGGUUGCCGCCAUUAGAGCGAUUGUUGCGAGACAUCGAUAAAAGUUUUGGUGACAUGUUCGCGAAAUUAGGGUGCGCGGGAGAAAUCAAGCUGGACAAGGGCGGCAGUGACGAGGAUUAUGACAAGUACGGUGUUUCGAUAUUGGUCCGUUUCCGCGCGUCCGAACAAUUACAGCAGUUGACUAGACACGCCCAGUCCGGUGGUGAACGAGCCCUCUCCACCGCUCUCUAUCUGAUGGCGUUACAGAGACUGACCACUGUGCCCUUCAGAUGCGUCGAUGAGAUCAACCAAGGCAUGGAUCCCAUAAAUGAGAGGAAAAUGUUCCAGCUGUUGGUGAAAGUGACCACAGAAUGCGACAACGCCCAAUAUUUCUUAUUGACACCUAAGCUCCUAACAAACUUGGAAUACAAUGAAAAGAUAAUGGUACACACCAUAAUGAACGGUAAAAAUAUAAUAAACUAUAGGAAGUGGAAAUACGAUCAGUUCUUGGAGAAAGCACAUACAUAUAGGAUAUCACAGUGAUCCAGUGAAUUAUAUAAUAGGUUGGGGAAAAAGUUUCUACGUAUUUUAUAUGAAAAUUCUAAAUAUUUUUUAAUACAGAUUAUUUACAUUUAACCAAAGUAUGUAGGUUACAUUUUGUUCGAAAACUUUUGCCAUCUUGUAGGUAAUCUUAAAACAGGAUAUGAUCCCUUUGCUAUAGAAAUUUUGAGGCUUCUGAUCAAAAAACUGUGAC